Limulus polyphemus (Atlantic horseshoe crab) is the source of this 2647-nucleotide messenger RNA. RefSeq names its product synaptic vesicle membrane protein VAT-1 homolog-like. Bases 47 to 1345 code for a protein of 432 amino acids. Lineage: Eukaryota; Metazoa; Arthropoda; Merostomata; Xiphosura; Limulidae. Gene Ontology annotation, molecular function: oxidoreductase activity; zinc ion binding. The record is from RefSeq and is a predicted model, not a curated record. The transcript is spliced from 10 exons.
UGUUCUAAACUAAUAUAGGUGAGGUAAGUUUCAGGAUAGAGAAAAGAUGUCGGAACCGGAGGCUGCUGGUGAUAAUGUUAACAAUGAAGAAAAUAACCCACCUGAAAGUAAAACAGAGAAUAAAAAUGAAGAAGAACAACCUGAACCUCCUAAAGAAAUGAAAGCUGUAGUACUUGCUGGUUUUGGUGGGUUAAAGUCAGUUAAAGUAAUGAACAAACCUCAACCAGCUGUUGGAGAGGGCGAGAUUUUGAUACGAGUAAAGGCAUGUGGAUUGAACUUCCUGGAUGUCAUGGUUCGACAAGGGGUAAUUGAUAGUCCUCCCAAAACCCCAUUUAUUUUGGGAUUUGAAUGUGCUGGAGAAGUAGAAGGUGUGGGAGAAGGAGUCACAGAUGUAAAGGUUGGAGAUAGGGUAGCUGCUCUGACUGAAUACAAGGCUUGGGCUGAGCUUGUUUCUGUUCCAGCCAAAUAUGUAUACUCGCUGCCUCAAGGAAUGGAGUUUCAAAAUGCUGCUUCUAUGUUGAUGAAUUAUGUAGUUGCAUACAUCCUGGUUUUUGAUAUUGGAAAUAUCCGAAGUGGUCAGAGUGUCCUUGUGCAUUCAGCAGGUGGAGGAGUGGGUCAAGCUAUUUCUCAACUUUGCAAAACUGUGUCGGAUGUAACUCUUAUUGGAACAGCCUCUAAGCAUAAACAUGAGUCAAUUAAAGAUAGCUUUGCUCACCUUCUAGACCAUGGUGUUGACUAUGUGCAAGAAAUCAAAAAAUUAUCCCCUGAAGGUGUGGACAUUGUGUUGGAUUGCUUGUAUGGAGAUGAUGCAAAUAAAGGAUAUAACCUUCUGAAACCUCUUGGGCGCUACAUUCUGUAUGGAACUUCAAGUAUUGUAACAGGAGAAACCAAAAGCUUCUUUAGUUUUGCAAAAUCUUGGUGGCAGGUUGAUAAAAUCAACCCUAUGAAGCUUUUUGAUGAGAACCGUUCUGUGUCAGGAUUCCAGUUACGCCACCUUCUUUAUCAGCAAGGAGCUCAUGAAUAUGUUCGUGGAGUUGUGAAUAAGGUCUUUAAAAUGUGGGAAAAUGGUCAUAUCAAACCUGUUGUGGAUUCUACUUGGGCAUUUGAAGAUGUUCCAGAAGCCAUGCAAAAGUUACAUGACCGAAAGAAUGUUGGAAAAAUCAUUCUUGAUCCCAAUAUGGAACCAAAACCUAAACCUAAGCUUCAGACAAAAGGUAGUAAGGAUAAGGAUAAAGAGAAGGAAAAAGAUGGUAAAGCUGUAGGUGAAACAGCUGCAGGAGAGAGUACAGAUGCUGAAAAAGAAAAUAAGGAAGGUGAUUCAUCUGCUCCAUCUUCUGCAAAUUGAAAAUACUUGACAUACCAAAGAAUGAAAAGCAAGAUAAACCAUCAACUUGAAAUUGAUGUCUUCAUUCCUAAAAAUGCUUCGGUUGGUCACAUAUUCCUUCUGGCCCAUAUGAAUGCUUUUGUAUAAUUGUAUUGAUGUUUUGCUUUUGUGCUAUAUCUUUACAUUCUUUAAUUAUCUGUAAGCUUUUCUGUGUUUUUUUUGUUCUAACUCAAGUGAAAUUUUAAAAGUUCCAAAGUGAAAGUGUUUAUAUUUUCUAGUUUUGAAUUAUACCAUAAUAGUUCAAAACAUUUUUGAAUUUUAUUAAUAUUUUCUUGUAAUAACACAAUUAAAUGGAUAUAACUACUUUUGCCUCAGUUAAUGUAAUUAAUGUGCAUUUUAUUAUUAUAGUAUGUGAUGUGACAAAAAUGCUUUAAAACAUUCCUUUUCUUACUUAUUUUAGUAAAUUUUUAUCACUUGAAGCAGUUUUUUCAAAAUUUUGAAGGUAUUUUUUUCAUAUCUUUCAAAAAUCUGUGAUUCUCAUCUACUAAGUAGUACAAGUCAUUUUAUAAGUUGUUCCUUUGGUUUUUGCUUAGUUGCUUGUGUGAACUAGCUAGAAGUUACUUUUCUUUUUUAAUUGAUCAAGAAUUAGCCAACAUGUAGUUGAUUUCCAAAGUAAAUGGUUAUUUUUUGACACUGAUAAUAAUAAUAAUAAUAAACAAUAAAAAUCUGUAUCUAUUCUUUAACUGCAUAGUAUUCUUUAGUUUCUAAAUUUCACUCAGCAACUUUAAAGUAGCUUUAUUGUUAACAUGUCUUUUUCUUUUCUUUUUUUAAUCUGAGUAGAAUAAAUUGGAAUUUUCAACUUGUUCCAAAUUUGAUUUUUGCAAUAAACAAUUAUUUGUAUAUAGGCAUUUAUGCAGAUAUUCAAAGUUUUCAUAGGUGCUUUUUGAAGAUUCUUUUCAACUUUCUCUUUUUGGAAGUAAAGAUCUAGGUCACUUGUUUUGCAUUAAAUGGCUUACUGCUCAAUUUAUUUUAUAUUUUAUAUGUUUUGUAAUACUUUAUUCACUUGUAGGACUAGAUACGUGAUAGAUUAAAAUUGAGUAAAGUGUGACAGUUGCCUUGCAUGUAUCAGUCACCAAAUUCUUUUGAGAUUUAAUCAGUGAAUCACUAUUCUGCCAUCACAUAAAUGUAUUUUUGUGCACUUAAAUAUCUAACAUAAAUAUGUAUGCUGUGAUGUUGCCACUUAUUGUGAUAUAAUUUGAUGUUCUCAUGUAGUGAAAUUUCAGCAUAAAAAUAAAGUUGAUAACUGGUCUUGCAAUCUGUUAA